AUUUCGAACAAUUCGUCGCGAGAUGUUAGUCGUUUAGGAGCCACGGCAAAGAUGAAGCAAAUUUUGGUGUAUUUUGCUAUCAUUGCUGCUUUUCAAAUCUUCUGCAGUACAGCAGAUUCAACUACACCACCCUACGAUAGUCAUGCUGUUCAAGAUGAAACUAUCUACAUCAGUCGUGAGCAGUUGGACUGGUUUGAUGCAAAAGACGAUUGCAAUAAGAACGGAUUGACUUUCUUAUCCAUUAAAUCGGCUGAAGAUAAUGCAGCAAUUCACGAAAUAAUUAAAGAUCAGAAAGAAGAAGUAAUGAUUGGUGGCUAUCGCUAUGGUGGAGAGCAAACAUGGCGCUGGGAUGCUGAUAAAUCCAACCUGACCUACACAAAUUGGAGCAAUGGAGAACCUAAAGAUUCAAAUGAGGAAGGAAAAGUUUAUUGUAUUUUCUUGAAGCCCACUGAUGGGCAAUGGAAGUCUAAAUGGUGUGCAGAAAUUGCUACUUUCUUGUGUCAAAAAUAGAAAUUAAAUAAUGUAAAA
This is a messenger RNA of Lutzomyia longipalpis, 528 nucleotides long. RefSeq names its product C-type lectin-like. The record is from RefSeq and is a predicted model, not a curated record. Gene Ontology annotation, biological process: biological process involved in interspecies interaction between organisms. Gene Ontology annotation, cellular component: external side of plasma membrane. NCBI's taxonomy places the organism in Eukaryota, Metazoa, Arthropoda, Insecta, Diptera, Psychodidae. Gene Ontology annotation, molecular function: carbohydrate binding. The transcript has 2 exons. Bases 52 to 510 code for a protein of 152 amino acids.